Molecule: messenger RNA, 9501 nt
Organism: Myxocyprinus asiaticus (Chinese sucker)
Lineage: Eukaryota; Metazoa; Chordata; Actinopteri; Cypriniformes; Catostomidae
Gene: hecw2b
Product: HECT, C2 and WW domain containing E3 ubiquitin protein ligase 2b
Exons: 30
Coding region: 1908-6332 (1474 amino acids)
Biological process (GO): regulation of dendrite morphogenesis
Molecular function (GO): ubiquitin-protein transferase activity; protein binding
Source: RefSeq, a predicted model, not a curated record
UCCCUCGCAUGAGCUACGCGUCUAUGUUCUGCUGAUUCUCAAAACAAAAGCACCAGAUGGCAGAGCCCGUGGAAUUAGUCCAGCACAAAUGCAAAGCAACAAUCACCAUAACGCUGUUACGCGUUUAGGUGAUGUUUUACGGCUGUGCGAGUGUUUUCCGCUGGUAUGAGAUGGCAUGGAGUGGAUAUGGGGCUCUUUCUAAAUUAAUAAGAAAUGAAAGCGACUGGCUCCAGAUAGGCACACCGUGCGCACGGAUACAGACCGACAUUGCGCAGUAAAUAUCAUUUGGAUUUCCUCUUGUCCAAAGUUCGGGAAUGUUUGGUCGGGUUGUGGUGCCGUUGAGACGGAUGGCUUAGGAGAAGGAAGAGGAAGGGGACGUGCAACACGAAGCCUGCGAGAAGCCCUUUGGAUCCCGCACAGAGGCCCAUUGCCCUCCACUGCGCCCAGAAGCUAUUCAAAGCAUUCCUGUGUUUAUGUUUCAGCCUAAUCACUGUCUGAAAUUCAUCCUAGGAUUCAUUUGAUGGCAUCAUUCUUCCUCCAUUUACGCCUAUGGUAUCUGCUCCAUUGACCAACCCCAGUGUCCCAGGAAUCAUUGUCUGAUUCAACCCAUCUUCUGAACCUGAAGAUAAAGUGGAGAUCAAAUUCCUAAUAUCACAAAUCCAAUUCUUAUUCCCAUUUUUGUUUACACAAAUGGAAAGGAGAAAUUCAGCCUGCAUUAGACGAAAGGAAGUAAAGAUGCCAAAAGCAGGCGAUGUCCAGUUUUCAUUCGGACAGCAAUUUUAAGGAUGAUGAUACUGAGAAGGUUUUUUGUUCAUUUUAUUUUCGGCACACCAUCUUUCCAUGAUAUGAUUCCUUGGAGACUCUGAAUAUAGACCUUUGAGAGGUCAAAUUGGGAUCAGACACUCAGUGAGUUGGGUUUUGGAAAUCCAGCAUUCUUCUAGAUUUGAUGUCUUUAAGAUACCUCAAGAUUGUGAACUCAAGGGUGUUGGGUAUUUCAGAACUGGAUAAUAGAUGCCAAAACCAACUUCCAGAGAACUUAAACAAGUAGAAGAACAUCGCAAACUAUAGCUGUGAGUGGGUUUGUUGGCCCUUUUUGGGCCCCAACCCAAAUCUCAGCCUUCGGCCUAUAUUUCUGCAGAUUUGGCACCCAUUUCUUACUCCCCCAACCUCCACCAUUCCUUGAAGACUCUAAAUAUGGAUCUUUGAGAGAUCCGACUGGAAUCGGACACCCAGGUGAGUUGGGUUUUGGAAGCCCUGGGAUUAGAUGUGUCAAGGUUGUAAACUCAAGGAUGUUGGAUAUUUCAGAAGUGGAUUAUUGAUGCCAAACCCUACUUACAGAGAACUUUGAGAAGAAUAUCUCCACAAACUAGGGCCGUUAGAGGUUAUGUUUGCCCCUUUUUGGGCCUCAACCCAAAUCUCAACCCCUUCCUCCCAUUUGUCACAUUUGGCACCCAUUUCUUACCCUGUGACCUCCACCAUUACUUAAAGACUCUAAAUAUGGACCUUUGAGAAAUCGAGAUGGCAUCAGACACCCUGUGAGCUGGGUUUUGGAGGCCCAGCCCAACUCUCUCUUUCCUGGGUUGGAUGCUUAUUAGAUUCCUCAAGGGUGUUGGGUAUAUCAGAAGUGGAUUAUCUUUUUAAAUGCCAAAUAUCCCUUCCAGAGAACUUAGAAAAGGAGAAGACCUCUGCAGACUAGGGCUGUGAGUGAGUGAGUCUGUUGGCCCUUUUGGGCCAGAACCCAAAUCUGAACCCUGUUUUGUGCCCAUUUAGCACCCAUUUCUUGCCCCCAUCUCUACCCAACCUCCACCAUUCGCCCCUCACUGGCCACGGCAGUCCUCCCUCCCCGUUCCCGCCCCCACCCUUCCCAUUCCCCUCACCACACUCCUCACCCCUCGACCCAAGUUGCUAUGGCCACCGGCACUACCACCACUGCCCGCGAACACCUCCUAGUGGUGCGGAGGCGAACCCCGCAUAUGCGCUACACACUAAGCCCGGAGAAUCUCCGCAGCCUCUCAGCGCAGGGAAGUUCUGUGAAUGGGAGGAGCUCCAGAGGAGGAGCCUCAGAACCAAUGGGCCUACAGCGAGCCAACAGCGACACCGACCUGGUGACGUCGGACAGCCGUUCCUCUUUAACAGCCUCGACGUAUCAAUUCACACUCGGGCGAGGACAAAACCUGGUCAUCUCUUGGGACAUCAAGGAGGAAGUGGAUGCCACUGACUGGAUUGGGUUGUACCAUAUAGAUGAGACGUGUCCCGCUAACGUUUGGGAUUCGAAGAACCGUGGCGUGAAUGGCACUCAGAGGGGGCAGAUCGUCUGGAGGCUGGAGCCUGGGCCAUAUUUCAUGGAGCCUGAGACCAAAAUCUGUUUCAAAUAUUACCAUGGAGUGAGUGGAGCGUUGAGAGCCACAACAUCCUGCAUCACAGUCAAAAACCCUGGAGUUACAGUGGGAGCAGAAGGGCAGGUGGACGGCCAGUCUGUCACAGAACACUGCAGGAAAUUGGUCAGCUUUACAUUAUCAGAUAUCAGGGCUCAGGGCUUGAAGAAGGGCAUGUUUUUUAAUCCUGACCCCUAUCUAAAGAUGAGCAUUCAGCCAGGCAAGAGGAACAGCUUUCCAGCAUUUACCCACCACGGCCAAGAGAGACGAACCUCCAUCAUAUCCAACACAACCAACCCUGUGUGGCACGGAGAGAAGUACACUUUUGUUGCAUUGAUGACGGACGUUUUGGAAAUUGAGGUCAAGGACAAAUUUGCCAAAAGUCGUCCGAUCAUCAAACGCUUUUUAGGUCAGCUGAUAUUACCAGUGCAAAGACUGCUGGAGAGACAUGCAGCAGGGAAUCAACAUGUAAGCUACACACUUUGUCGUCGUUUGCCAACGGAACACGUGAGCGGGCAGCUGCACUUCAGGGUGGAGAUCACCUCCAAUGGACAUGAAGAUGUCAUGGGUUCUCUGCUAGGAGCAUCCUCUGUGAACGGGGACCCUGGGAGCCCUUCGGACGAUGAGGAGGUGUUGCAUCCUGUCUCUCGCAUGACCCGAGGCCCCUCGCCCACUGGUUCUGAAGGGUCCAUGCACGGUGAUGCCUUUAGGACAGAUGAGUGCUUGAUGGACCCUGAUGAAGAUCAGCUCUUGAGAGACGGAGCUCCAGACUCGGCCGAAGGGACCCCGGGCCACUCUCAUCGCCAGGCCUCACUUAAUGACUACCUGGAUGCCAUUGAAGCCCCUAAGGGCCCCGGAGACAGGCCGCUGGGGGCUGCGUCUCCGAAACUACGCUCAAGUUUCCCUACAGACACUAGACUCAAUGCUAUGUUACAUAUAGACUCUGAUGAAGACGAGGAAGGACAUGCCUCCCGGGACACAACAUUGACCAAUGGGGCUCAAGGAGCUAAUGGUCAUGCCUCCUCUGAACAGGACAAGGGGGAGGGUCUUACAAAAGAUAGGGAGAAAACUGAGUUGGAAGUGGCAAGCUGUGCCACAGAUACAGAGGCCACAGCCUCGGGGCUGAGUAGUAGCACAGCAAAAAGCCAAAAUGAAGGUGCUGAGGGCAGCCGGGAAGGUGUUGCCAGCACUGGAGACUCCACUCAAACUACUGCCAGCUCUCAGCAGACAACUCCAAAAAUACAGGAUGAAGAGGGAGUUGGACCCAACGCAGCAACCAGGGAAGAAGUUGUUGUAUCUUCAGAGGCCUCUGAGACGUCAGCAGCUGCAAAUAAUGUAGCUACUGUAGGAGGCGGGGCCACUGCAGCCAGGCAAUCAGAGCAGGGGAGUUCUAACGAGGCGGCCAAUGGGGAGGAGGAAGACGGAGAAAUCUGGCAGAGGAGGCAGAGUUUACAGCCAUCAGGGAAUGCAUCACAGUCUGAAGGGAUGGAAUCAACCAAUGAAGUGAGGAGGGCAGUUGACUCAGCACAAGCUGCCAUGGUAACAGAUGGAGAGACAGGGGCCAGUGCUCAAGUGAACGGCCAUCAACCAAUGCGCUCCCUCCCUUCAGUGCGUCAUGACAUCAGCCGCUACCAGAGAGUGGAUGAACCUCUUCCGCCAAACUGGGAAGCUCGUAUUGACAGCCACGGGAGGAUUUUCUAUGUUGAUCAUGUGAACAGAACCACGACCUGGCAGCGCCCCACCGCCCCACCUGCACCUCAGGUUCUUCAGAGGUCCAACUCCAUUCAACAGAUGGAGCAGCUUAACCGAAGGUAUCAGAGUAUUCGAAGAACGAUAACCAAUGAGAGGACAGAUGAGCAAGCUGCGGAGAUGCCUUCAGAUGAUACUGACUUGCUGCAUCACUCCAUACCUGAGUACCGUCGGGAUGGUGUCGUUGGGCCCACUAGCUCUCGCUCCCGUCUGUCUUUGCUGCUUCAGUCCCCAAGCGCCAAGUUUCUCACCAGCCCGGACUUUUUCUCCGUACUGCAUUCUAACCCUAGUGCCUACCGUAUGUUUACAAGCAACACGUGUCUGAAGCACAUGAUCAGUAAAGUGCGACGGGACGCGCAUCACUUUGAGCGCUACCAGCACAACCGCGACCUGGUGGCCUUCCUCAACAUGUUCGCCAACAAACAGCUGGAGCUCCCGCGGGGCUGGGAGAUGAAACAUGACCACACGGGCAAGCCUUUCUUCGUGGAUCAUAACUGCAGGGUGACCACCUUUAUAGACCCGCGACUGCCGCUGCAGAGCGCCCGACCCAGCAGCAUUCUUGCCCACCGACAGCACCUCAGCCGGCAGCGCAGUCACAGUGCAGGGGAGGUGAGCACCCGGCAUCUGGUGGGUGAUGACCCUCGGCACGCUGGACCUGCUGUGCUGCCCCGCCCCUCCAACACCUUCACAGCCAAUCGCAACCAGUGUCAAGAUUUAGUUCCUGUUGCCUAUAAUGAGAAAAUAGUGACAUUUUUGCGGCAACCGAACAUUUUUGAGAUCCUUCAGGAAAGACAGCCUGAGCUCAUUAGAAAUCAUUCACUCAGGGAGAAGGUGCAGUUCAUUCGUAAUGAAGGAGCAUCUGGUUUAGCUCGACUCUCCAGUGAUGCAGACUUAGUGAUUUUGCUCAGCUUGUUUGAAGAGGAAGUGAUGUCAUAUGUGCCACCUCAUGCCUUACUGCACCCCAGCUACUGUCAAUCACCGCGUGGGUCUCCAGUCUCCUCCCCUCAGAACUCUCCUGGUACACAACGAGCCAAUGCACGGGCCCCUGCACCAUACAAACGAGACUUUGAAGCCAAACUUCGGAAUUUCUAUCGCAAACUGGAGACUAAAGGCUACGGACAGGGUCCAGGCAAAGUCAAGUUGAUAAUCCGGAGAGACCACCUGUUGGAGGACGCCUUCAAUCAGAUUAUGUGCUACUCUCGCAAAGAUCUACAGAGAAGUAAACUCUACGUCAGCUUUGUUGGAGAGGAGGGACUGGAUUACAGUGGCCCAUCACGUGAGUUCUUCUUCCUGGUGUCUCGGGAGCUUUUUAACCCAUACUACGGUCUGUUUGAGUAUUCAGCCAAUGACACCUACACCGUCCAGAUCAGCCCCAUGUCUGCCUUCGUCGACAACCAUCAUGAGUGGUUUCGCUUUAGUGGGCGUAUUCUGGGUCUCGCUCUCAUCCACCAAUACUUGUUGGAUGCCUUCUUCACUCGACCCUUCUACAAAGGUCUACUGCGAAUUCAGUGUGAUCUGAGUGAUUUAGAAUAUCUGGAUGAAGAGUUUCAUCAGAGUCUUCAGUGGAUGAAGGAUAAUGACAUCAAGGACAUGCUGGACCUCACUUUUACCGUCAACGAGGAAGUCUUCGGACAGAUAACAGAGCGGGAGUUGAAGCCGGGUGGCGCGAACAUCCCUGUGUCAGAGAAGAAUAAGAAGGAGUACAUUGAGCGCAUGGUGAAAUGGCGUAUUGAGAGAGGAGUCGUCCAGCAGACCGAAAGUCUCAUACGAGGCUUUUAUGAGGUUGUCGAUGCGCGGCUGGUGUCGGUGUUUGAUGCACGAGAGCUGGAGCUGGUGAUCGCAGGAACGGCAGAGAUUGAUCUGGGAGACUGGAGAAACAACACAGAGUACAGAGGAGGUUACCAUGACAACCACAUCGUAAUUCGCUGGUUCUGGGCGGCAGUGGAGCGAUUCAACAAUGAGCAGAGACUCAGACUUCUUCAAUUUGUGACAGGGACUUCCAGUAUCCCGUACGAGGGUUUUGCCUCCCUCAGGGGCAGCAAUGGACCGCGGCGCUUCUGUGUAGAGAAGUGGGGGAAAAUCACAUCUCUGCCCAGGGCUCACACGUGUUUCAAUCGCUUAGAUCUCCCCCCGUAUCCCUCGUUCUCCAUGCUGUACGAGAAGAUGCUCACUGCAGUGGAGGAGACCAGCACGUUCGGCUUGGAGUGAAUGUUGACCUUUGCACUUCAGCCUGAUCAAAUAUGUACUGCAACCACUUCCUGUGACCUCUCUAGAAGAUUAUGAAGCAUUCAGAGCAAAGGAAGACUUUCUACCAUUUAAAAAGACACCGAAAGCACUUAGAAGUAUAUGUUGUACACUGUUUUACUUAAGAAAAUACUUCCUCACAAAACGAACACCACACAGACCCAACAAGGAAAACAAGGAAAGGCAAAAAAGACAAACUGGAUUCAUAGAAGAAAGUGCGAAUGUAAACUCGGUUGUUUGGACAGUGGCGCCACUUUGAUUCGCUCUGGACACAAAGAAGUGGUCGGGCAAAUGCAAAGUUGAGUUAUUAACUGUAAAAAUUUACAUUUAUUUUACAUGUAUUCAUUUAGCAGACACUUUUAUCCAAAGCGACUUACAAAUGAGGAAUUGAGCAAAAAUGAGGAAAACAAACCCAAAGGACUUUCGAUAUUAGAAUACUCUUUUUAACUGUAAAAAAAAAAAAAAGACUUUUAUACAGACCAUCGAAGUGCAGCAUGAAUGAACAAACAUUGUGUUGUGAAACAGCUUUCUUCAGAUGUCCUUGCUGUCUCGAAUCGCCUCAAGCAUUAUCACAUGACAUGUAUGACAGCGUUACCCAUUUUUUUUGUUGAAACCCUCUAUAUUAAAUUGAAACGUAUACCUUUGCUCUAUCUUUAUCAUAUUUACACAUUUGUCUCUUCUGUUUGGUUUGACACAGUGUGCCCGUUCAUGUCAUGUCAAACGUGUGGCACUAUUUUGAAUGAACUGGUUAUGCAUAUACUCACACAAACACACAGGCAUGUUUUGAAAGGGCAUGUUACACAAAAGUGCACUCUCAUACACACUUAAACAUAUGAAUGUGACCACUAUGUGCAAAUCUGCUUUAAAAAUGUGCUGGAAGUUAUGACUAAAAGAAUGAGGAAGGUUUUAUGAUGUUUUGGAGAAGAAAAUACCAAUUGUAUGACAUUGACGCUUCUGGAAAAAAUAUCUGGGGGCUUUAACUUGAUGGUUUUCCUUCUGAGAAAUCUCAAGUUUGAUUUCUGAUGACAUUAUGAAAGAGAGGAGGACACAAAACUGAUUUUCCACUUGAAUGGUUACAUCCCCCUACAGACAAUCUUAAAGGAAUAAUUUACUCGAAAAUAAAAAUUCUGUCUUCAUUUACUCACCCUCAUAUUGUUCCAAACCCCAAUGACUGACUGACUUCCAUGAAACAUGAAAGGAGAUGUUUUGAAAAAUGGUCUCACUGCUCUUUUCCAUUCAAUGAAUGUGGAUGGUGACUGAUUCUGUCAAGCUCCAAAAAUGACAAAAAAAGCUCCAUAAAAGCAUUUUCAAGCCUUCUGAAAAAAAAUAUAAUUGCUUUCUGCAAAUCAUUUUUUUUUUGUUAUUCUUUGUUAUUCACUAAAAAUCUUCCUCUCUGUAGUAGAUCUGAAAUCUCAUUUGCGAUUGCACAUAUUGAAAAUAUUCAAACUUUUGUAGUAUUUUAAUGUUGCUUUUUUUGUCAUUUUUGGAUCUCAACACUGUCUGUUUUCAUUAACCCUUUAAGCGGCGGGCCGCGAGAAAAAAAUAAUCAACAAAAUAUUAAUAACUGCAGGUUUGACCAACACAAAAUAAGUAUCGUUUGAAAGCUUAGAAGCUCUACUUUACAAUGCAUGUAGGCAUUAUGACCUUAACUGAACAAGUGCUUUGAAAUUUGCAGACAAAUCAGAAGUGUUCCAUUUUGAUAAUUUAUAUAAAAAAAUCUUGCACUGUACAUAUUGCAAUCAGUAAAAGCAUCUGAAAAAAACUGAUCAAACUGCCAUGUGUCAUAAGCUGUUGGAAAGCUUUCAAAGGGUAGAAUACAACCAGCCUAUUUGUUACUCACAGACAAAUAUAUAGUGAGUAAUAGCUAAGUAUAUGUCUUGGACAAUUAUGUUGCUGUUGCUUAUAUGCCGCGUUUUCACUUAUAAAUUCACGAAAAAUAAACAGAACAAAAAAUAUCACAUACUUUUAGCUUGUGAUUAUCUUUCAAUCAAGUCACAUAAGGUAAUCGGAUGCAUAGAUCACUAGAUAUUCCACACGAAGCACAACGUUACAUAUAGCCACCAGGAGAUGGCGCCAUGUAAAUGACAAACUCGAUGCAGACUCGAGGUUUUCAUUCUGUGAAAUCUCAUUACUAAAAUCAGGUCUCCAUGCUAUACAAACCUUUAGUCAUUGUUGUGUUUGUAUGUGUAAUUAGUUCUUAUGUACAAUUAUUAUGUUUUAUUUGUUUGGAGAGGCUUUUGGACACAUGGAGACGUUUUUGGACACUAUGAUAAAUGACUUUGUAAAGCUAUAACUUUUGAUUGCUUUGUCGUAUCAACACAAAAUAUUUCUCAUAUACAGUUGACAUGAUUGGGAACAAACAAAUACAUUUUUUAGAGCCAUCUUAAUUACACAUAGACAUAUAUGAUGUCAAAUAAGAAAAAUAAGAAAAAAGUAAUUUUUUGUUUUGGCUCAAUUUUUACCCCCAGAGGUUUCUUAGGCGAGAGUCAUCAUAAUCUAUAUCAUAAUUUUAUUUUAUUUAGUUUUUAGUUUUCUUUACAAUAAUACCAAACACUUGACCCUCCUUGGUUUUUUGUCGAGUUAUAAGCCUUUAAUUUUGGGUAUGCCACUGAAACACCUGAGCUUAAAGGGUUCAAUUAAAUUGUAUCGAAAAGAGCACUGUGAACAUUCUGCUAAAUGUCUUUGGUGCUCGACAGAAGAAAGUAAGUCAUACUUGUUUAUAAUGACAUGAGGGUGAAUAAAGUAUGACAAUUUUCAUUUUGGGUGAACUAUUCCUUUACACUUAAUUAUUCUUUUUAUACUUACCCUUAUAGCUUUAGUGUGACAUGAAUGUGAACUCAGCUUUCUUGAAUGUUUUUCAUUGUUGACACCUUUUUUUAACCCCCUUCCCUUAUUUGAAAACGAGGAAUAUCAACCCCAGAGAAAAACAUAUCAAUACAUUCCAGAUCAUUUGCGUUAACUCAACACUGCCGUGGCUGUGUGCUGCUGGAUUGUACUCUUGUUCUGAAUGUUUUGUAUUUGGAUACAUUUUGUGUAUUUAAUAUCGCUUCCAGUAAAAACUGGUGUAGUUGAAACUGCCAUGGGGCUUUAUGAGCCCUAUUAAAUGUUGGAAUAGCAACAGGAAGAAAAAAAA